Naumovozyma castellii is the source of this 1104-nucleotide messenger RNA. RefSeq lists its product as uncharacterized. The transcript has a single exon. The record is from RefSeq and is a predicted model, not a curated record. NCBI's taxonomy places the organism in Eukaryota, Fungi, Ascomycota, Saccharomycetes, Saccharomycetales, Saccharomycetaceae. The coding region runs from base 1 to 1104 and encodes 367 amino acids.
AUGUAUCCAAACGGACAACAGUAUACAUACAGUGGCCCCAGUUAUAACCAAUACCCUCCACAGGCCCCUCCUGUACCAUACGGAUACGUCGAUCAAUAUGGAUAUCCUGCACCUCCUCCUCCUCAUGUGACUGGAUAUUAUAAUCCACAGUACACGGAAACACCAGCACCGCAACCUUAUUGGGACCAACCGAUAUAUGGUAAACGUAAAGCGUUGCUUAUAGGUAUCAAUUAUAUUGGAUCAAGAAGUCAACUCAGUGGUUGCAUCAAUGAUGUCAAUAAUAUGCUUGGUUUCUUGACGCAAAGAUGCGGGUAUUCUCAAGACGACAUUGUUAUCUUGACAGAUGAUCAGCCAAAUCCGGUUUGCAUUCCGACAAAAUAUAACAUGUUAAGGGCCAUGAGUUGGUUGGUGAAAGAUGUGCAACCAGGUGACCAUCUUUUUUUACAUUAUUCUGGUCAUGGUGGUCAAACCCCUGAUUUGGAUGGUGAUGAAGCGGAUGGCAUGGAUGAUGUUAUCUAUCCUGUUGAUUUCGAAACACAAGGUUUUAUUGUAGAUGAUUUAAUGCACGAUAUCAUGGUCAGACCCCUAAUGCAAGGUGUCAGACUAACAGCUCUAUUUGAUUCAUGUCAUUCCGGAACUGUGUUAGAUUUGCCAUUUACUUAUUCAACUAAAGGAGUUAUUAAGGAACCUAGUAUGCUCAAGGAUAUAGGAGGUACUGGGAUGCAAGCAGCAAUGGCAUACGCUACGGGGAACGGUUCCGAUUUGAUGGGAUCUUUAUCAUCACUAGCCAACACAGUACAAAAUAGGUUCAUCAAUGGGAACGGUUAUGAUCGUGAACGUGUCAUACAGAUGAAGUUCUCACCAGCAGAUGUGAUUAUGUUAUCUGGGUCGAAAGAUAACCAAACAUCAGCAGAUACGUUUGAAGAUGGACAAAAUAUUGGCGCCAUGUCCCAUGCAUUUAUCAAGGUGAUGACUUUCCAGCCCCAACAAACAUACAUUUCUCUGUUACAGAAUAUACGACAGGCAUUGAUGAACAGAUAUUCACAAAGACCGCAAUUAUCCUCUUCACACCAAAUAGACAUCAAUGCACCUUUUAUUAUAUGA